Micromonas pusilla CCMP1545 is the source of this 756-nucleotide messenger RNA. RefSeq lists its product as uncharacterized. The coding region runs from base 1 to 756 and encodes 251 amino acids. The record is from RefSeq and is a predicted model, not a curated record. NCBI's taxonomy places the organism in Eukaryota, Viridiplantae, Chlorophyta, Mamiellophyceae, Mamiellales, Mamiellaceae. The transcript has a single exon. Gene Ontology annotation, cellular component: cytoplasmic microtubule.
AUGCGCCUGCUGUGCCCGACAAACUCGAUCCGCGAGAGGCAACGCCGCGCGGGGCUCACGCCGGUGAACCACCACCGACACAACCGCCUCGCGCUGAAGGAGCAGUCCGCGAAGAACGCGGCGAGGAAGGCGGAGCAGCUUAAGGAGGAGGCGACCGCGAAGAAGAACGCGUUCCGGCCGAACAGCUCGCGGGGAUCUGUUCGGCCGGCGUCGGCGCGGCCGGGAACCGCGGCGUCCUCCUCCGCCUCCGCCGUCGAUCAGUACGGCGUCGAUUACGUCUCCAUGAACAAGACCGCGGUCGUGAGCGCGGCGGCGCAGCGAGGCGCGGCGCUGAGGAAGAAGCUCGAGGAGCGAGAUGCGCUGAAGAACAUGACGUGGACAGAGAAGAAGCGGUACCACGUCGGCGAGGUGCCCGGGUAUCUCCUCGCGAGAAAGGCGGAGCUCGCGGAGGCGGCGCGCGUGAAACGCGAGAUGGAGGAGCGGUCGCACAUCCCGGUCGGCAUGAGGGUGCUGCCGGAGGAGGAGCGCGUGAAGACGCUUGAGAUUUUGCGCGAGAACCGCGAGGACACGUACGAAAAACUGCGAAGCUUGCCGUUCAAGUGCGAGACGCCGUCGUCCAAGCGAACCAAGGCGGCGCUCGAGUUUCGACUCGCGGAGAUCGAAGACGCGCAGAAGGUCUUCUCCAGGAACCGCGUUUUGGUGCGCGAGGUGCCGGAGGAGGACGAAGAAGAAGAUGCGGGCAGCGCGUCGGAUUGA